Molecule: messenger RNA, 926 nt
Organism: Panicum virgatum (switchgrass)
Lineage: Eukaryota; Viridiplantae; Streptophyta; Magnoliopsida; Poales; Poaceae
Product: cysteine-rich receptor-like protein kinase 7
Exons: 3
Coding region: 15-638 (207 amino acids)
Biological process (GO): protein phosphorylation
Molecular function (GO): protein kinase activity; ATP binding
Source: RefSeq, a predicted model, not a curated record
GCACGACGAAUCCAAUGACGGUAAUUGGCCGAGGGCUUCUCUACCUCCACGAGGACUCGAGGCUGACCUUCAUCCACCACGAUCUCAAGGCGGGCAACAUCUUGCUUGACGCGGACAUGAACCCUAAGAUCUCCGACUUCGGGUUGGCGAAGCUGUUUGACAUCGACUUAAGCGUUGCAAACACGAGCCACAUCGCUGGUACAUACGGAUACAUGGCGCCAGAGUACGCCGUGCGCGGCUCCUUCUCUACCAAGUCAGACGUUUACAGCUACGGCGUGCUCGUCCGGGAGAUCGUCACCGGCCGGCGGCCUUCCGAAAAUCUCAUAAACUUUGUUUGGGGGCACUGGAGGCGCGGCAGCUUGCCGCAGCAGCUGGCCGAGGGGUUCCCGGCCGACGGGCCGGGGCCGCAGGAGAUCCUGAGGUGCGUCCACGUCGGGCUGCUCUGCGUGCAGGAGGACCCGCACCUCCGGCCCAGCAUGGCGUCCGUCGUCGUCAUGCUCAACAGCCGCUCCAUCACGCUGCCGGUUCCCGCCGAGCCGGCGUUCAUGACCCCCGGCGAGCGGCCGAGGCCGCCUGCCGCUCAUGCUCAGGAGCCGUCGAUCAAUGAAUGUUCCGUUUCCGACUUGGAACCUCGUUGAUGUGCCAGCAUGCAUGGAGGAUGACGAUGAUGAAUGAUGAGCCCUGCUUUUCCGAAUGAUGAAAUUACAGGAGCGGAAGGCAUGCAAGUAUGCACGUUUGAACCAUACAAGGUGAUUAGUUGUUUUGUCGGAAAUCUUGAAUCAGGUAUUCAGAUUUUCUUUUGUUUUUUUUUUGUUGUUUAAGGGUUUCACCCCUCUCGAUCCCUGCCCCCUGCUUGCUGUUCAUGUAAUCCUUCUGUAAACGCUUCCUCGUUGCUCGAUAUGUUCAGGGUGACCGCCAAUAUGGGU